This is a messenger RNA of Meyerozyma guilliermondii ATCC 6260, 2787 nucleotides long. RefSeq lists its product as uncharacterized. Bases 1 to 2787 code for a protein of 928 amino acids. The transcript has a single exon. The record is from RefSeq and is a predicted model, not a curated record. NCBI's taxonomy places the organism in Eukaryota, Fungi, Ascomycota, Pichiomycetes, Serinales, Debaryomycetaceae.
AUGUCUCCAACGAUAAACCGCAAGAGGUCAUCCAAAUCCACCCAUUCGGUGUCAUCAACAAAUUCCCAAACCACGCUUACAGCCCCCCUGCCUUCAAUACCAACUGCUAUAACACCUCCUCGUGCCCCUUCGACGCCACGAUUAACAUCAUCCCCUAUAGCCACGCCUAGCUCGCCUCGAAACCCUUCCGUACGUGAUCCCAAGUACAUCAAAGUUGUCCUUAAACGUAUUAAAAAACUUGAGGUGGUUCACUCCAAAUUUGCUACCAAAAGCAACUACGUCACCAAAACUAACAUCCUAAGAAAGACCCUUCUACCAUUUCUCCGUGCAUCCAAUUCGCUUGAACUUCUGGAAAAUUGUGACAUUCAAGUCCAGCGCUCACUUGCAAGCGUAUUAACUUCUAUUUUGCUUAGAUGGUGGUCAUCACUUCUCGGCUCGGUAGCACUUACUUCUCUGGUUACAAGCACCGAUCGAAACGCUUACCUCGAGGGUAUCUCUCGCAUAAUAUCUCGUUCAGAAUGGUUUUCGUCUGAUAAAGAUACCCUUCGUCAAUAUCGCCAACUCUUGGUUUCCACUUUGGAUUAUGUCAUUUCUCGUCUCCUGUCUCUCAAGGUGACACUGCUUGCCUUUCUGGCGUUUGCAGGUAAGGUUUUUGCUUAUGGUUUCUUCCACAUUCCCAAGGUUAGCAAUGCCCUUUUGUUCCUAUUAAACGUUCGGGUUUCAGUUUUAAAACGUUCCGAAGCGAAUGUAACCUCAAAAAAUGAGUCAAGGCUAUUGUUUCCUGUUCCAGUGCAAGCUUGGGUUAAUUUUUCUGGUAUAAACGUGCCAAAGAAUCGUCAUCACCUUAAUUGCAUGCCUCCACCACAGCAUCCCGUCGAUGGUAUAAAAGACCCCAAUGGAACCUGGGUACACCGAUGGUGCUCUAGUGACUCAGACAUAUUCAACUCUUUUCUACGUCACUAUUUAAAUGUUUGUCUGCAUUAUGUUGAUGAGGAUUUUGAUCCGCCUUCACUCCCGGGCUUCCAGAUAAUUUUAGGGCACAUUUUCCAAAUUUUCGAAACAAGUAUCAAUCGCAUGGCAAUUGCAAAUUCCGAACGUCCAACGGACAGACCAACUAAUAUGAGUCGUGGUCCUGCAAAAUCGAAUUUGGCAUCGCCUAUCCUAAAAAUUCUCAAGACCUUCCGUGAUUUGACGUUUUCUGACAUCUCGUUUCGAUAUGCGUUAUGCAGAAAAGUGGACGGUCUUCUUGUUGCCAUUGCUAGAACAAGCAGCAUUUACGACUACCACAAGAAUGGUGUGAUCUUGAAUGUAGCCCAUGAAAUUGUCCAUCAAGUAGGUCAAGACAUUAAUUGGGAGUUUUGGCUUGGAUGUAUUUACAUGAUGUUACAGAAUACUGAUCAUGUACAAACGUUGCUUAAAUGCCUCUCGUUUCUUUUCAAUGUUUGGGAUAGAAUACCAGAAACACUUCCUACUUGUGAAGAUACUUCAGCACCUCAUCUUAAGUGGCUUCAAGAUUUGAAUGAGAGUUUCAAGGUAAAUUUUGUCAAUUGGUUGAUAUCUAAUCAAUGUUGGGAGCGAUUCUUCACCCAUUGGAAUGGACUUGUUAGCUCUUAUUUCAUCAGGCUCUUGGUUUGGCGUGUCAUUGGCAUCAACAAUUUCGAGUCUUCAAUUGCCAUACAAACCACCAAGAAGGUUGAAUCUCGGGUUCGUAAAGCUCACGAGAUGUUACUUGCUCAUGAUAAUGAGUGUGACUAUUACAAACCAGACAGUCCAUUGGGUAGCAGAAAGUUGGGUAUUGUGCCCGUCAAUGCCAAGGACGAGUUUUACUUGGCAGGUGACGUUUCAACAGCGCCAGUUAUUUCAACCCCAAGUGAGAUUCGCAAAACUCAUCCAUACGAAAUCUUUGAUGAGGCGGUUUAUUCAUGCUCUUCCUUACCUGUUACUCCAGCUCUGGUCAUCGAUAGAAGUACGUCAAGCCCCGAUAUCAAAGACAAGAGCUCUUUGGUUACCUCUAUUGGCAAACUUUUCAAGAUGUUGUCCAUGGAAGAGCCCAAGAAACCUCCUCAACUUCGCAACAAUAGGAACUCGGUAUCAUUGACAUCCCUAUCAACUUCAUAUUCCACAAUGUCACAGUCGUCAAGUCCGUCUGUCAUGUCCUACAAAUCUACUCCCACUUCCAAUACCGACAACUCCACUGAGGAUUCGGAUAUCAGCAGCAUUUCCACGGAACUGUGGAGCCCCAACGAUGAACAAACGCAGCCGCCUGAGCUUUUCAAUAAGGUUCCUGAGGUUGUACGGCCAGUCCUCAAAUUUGAACUCAUUGUUGAUCAUGAUUCCCUUAGUAACAGGUUUUCGAUCAUGAAAAUGCAAGCACCAAGAGUUCCUUUUAGUCGUUGUGUACCUGAUGUGCCUGAAAUACCUACCAUAUCCAUAUUCGUUCGAGAUGAUCCCUACGAUAAGUUAUAUUUGAGUCAAGAGAAUGACUUGAUGAUACUGAAUGAUUUUGGAGGUAUAGAACAAUCUCUGGUGUAUGAGAAUUUGAGUCCAAAUGAUAGGGCCAAAUGGGAGAAGCUCGGUAAACGAUUAAACGAAUGGAAUCUGGUGGUCGAGGAGUUUGAAAAGUACAUGAUUCAUCGAGUCGAAACGGAUCAACUCAACAGCAAGAUCAAUGCACCAUUGAUGGGAGCUUGGAGCACGGGAGAUAUCAACGAGACAGACUACUUCAAAAAGAUUGUGCCAUUCUUGCUGGUAGAAGAAGCGAACGAUUUAAAGAUGAAUGGAGGCUGA